ACUCUGCACUUUGUACAAUUUACACAAUGAACUCUGCACAUUGACAAUCGCUGCUAGCGCGCGUGCGAGACUAUACUUCGAUUAUUGUUGCUCUAUUUCGCAACACUCGUCAUUUUUUGUUUUCGAUUUUACGCGGCGAAAAAAAAAAACGAACGGUUUACCAACUUGCAGCAAACGGAACUGCAGACAAUUAAUCGAUGAAACUUGCAUGAGUUGAAGAUUGCGAUGUUUUAUUUGUAACUUCCUCUUUGUUUUUACAAUGCACCUGAUGUUUUGAUUAAGGCAAUCGUCUUGUGCUUAUGAGAUGCUCGAUUGUAUUAUUUAAACGUCUUCGUUGAAUUUUAUCAGAGCACGAUGCAAGACAAUUUUCAAGCCUAGCUAGAAUAUAUCUGCUACACCUACGCCAAAAUAAUCACGUGUAGUUGACAAACGAAGGAGUGGGGUUGACGAAGAAGUAACCUUUAAAAACUAGUGAUACUUUUUCAAUUACGUUCGUUGUGUCAAUCAAUUUUUUCAUUUACUAAUAAUAACAACAAAAUUCAUUGCAAUAAUGAAUUUGAGCAAACAGUUUCGGUUUUCUUUGUUUAGAGAUUAUAAUGUGCUAAAAAAACAGAGUUUUAAAACUAGCUGCUAUCACCGCACCAAUGCCAAAAUAAACGAAGACAAUGAUAAAACCACGCAUUUUGGAUUUAAAACUGUAAAAGAAUCGGAAAAAGUUAAAGAAGUAUAUUCAGUAUUUGAAAAUGUAGCUGAUUCUUAUGAUCAGAUGAAUGAUGCUAUGAGUUUUGGCAUUCAUAGAAUAUGGAAAGAUCAAUUUAUUCAAAAACUCAAUCCGCAACAUGGGUGCAAACUGCUUGAUUGUGCUGGUGGUACAGGAGAUAUAACGUUCAGAUAUCUUCAACACUUACAGAAUAAACCUAAUCCAAAAGCUGUCAAAAGUCAUGUCACUGUGUUUGAUAUUAAUGCAAAUAUGUUGGAUGUUGGACAAGCCAGAGCAAGUAGACUAGGCUAUACCGUUGAAAAUGGUCACGACAUAAAAUGGGUGCAAGGUGAUGCCGAAAAAUUACCAUUUGAAGAUAAUACUUUUACUGCUUAUACUAUUGCAUUCGGAAUUAGAAAUGUUACAAGGAUAGAUAAAGCACUCUCUGAAGCCCAUAGAGUAUUGAAGCCUGGUGGAAGAUUUUUAUGUUUAGAAUUUAGUCACGUAGAAAAUGAUUUACUGAGAUGGGUUUAUGAUCAGUAUUCAUUUCAAAUGAUUCCAGUCUUAGGAACUCUUAUUGCUGGUCAAUACAAACCUUAUCAAUACCUUGUUGAAAGUAUUAGGCGUUUUCCUAAACAAGAAGAAUUCAAAAGUAUGAUUACCCACGCUGGAUUUAAAAAUGUUAGCUAUGAAAAUUUAACAUUUGGAACUGUUGCCAUUCAUGAGGGUCAUAAGUGUUAAAAGUAUUAAUAUGUUUACAAUGAUGUGUAAUGUGUAUUAUAUUUAUAAAGCUGAUGAAUUGUAAAGAAUAUUUGAAUUUGUUUAUAAAACUUUUUUAUUCUACAAAUAUUAUAAAAUAUUAAAAAAUUUUUUAACAUGUUAAAGAGUAAAUUUUGUUAUUGGCUGCACAAAUGAGAUAAUAACAUCAGAAAGCUGUUUUGUUUUUGUAUAUAAUAACUUGUUUAUAAAGCAUAAAAUAGGUUUACAAAUAAAAAUUGUUAGUUACUUUUUACAUAAAAUAAAAUAUUGUUCAUUUUUACAUGAUUUAUAACGUAGCCGCGACUGAAUCUUUGGCCAGCUGUGCAUAAUUGGUUUUAUUGUAAAGUGAUGCAGAAUUUAAUUUUUUUCGUUCAAUUCAUAAGAAUAUCCCCGAUUUUUAUAAAAAAAGUUUUCUAUUUUAGUCACACAUUAAAACAAGAAAACAGGCUUAAAACUAGCAACAAAGUUUUGAUUUCUUUGAAUCGUUGCUUUCUCAUUUUAACAAUUUCUUUCUAUCUUUCAUGGAUACAGAUAUUAGGUUUAAUCUUAUCAAAUCAUUUACAAUUGAAUAAAAAGAAAUUGUUACAUUAUAUUAUUAGUUUUUUUUUAUUCUAGAGUAAAUAUAUUUUUCUAUUCAAGAGAAAAAUGAGAUUCUCAACCUCUAUAUGUAAAAAUUAAAGCACUUAUUUAUAGGACGGAAUUGUUCAGUUUUUUCAAAAACUUUGUGCAUCAUUGUUGAUAAAAAUCUCUUCGUUUUAGUCAUAUAGAGUUCAUAUAUUUGUACUAGGCAUAACGUUUUCAUAGAUUAAAUGUUUGAUAGAUAAAUUGAAUAACUAAUUUCAAUACAAUGUUUGUUUUUCACUCAAGUGAAACUUAACAUUAAUGGAAGAUUCUUAUACCUUUUUUAACGAUUCUAAACAUUUUAAUCGGUGUGCUUUGCUAAAUUUUUAUGCGAUGAUUCUAUGUAAAAAUAAGGGUAGAAAAU
Molecule: messenger RNA, 2444 nt
Organism: Trichogramma pretiosum
Lineage: Eukaryota; Metazoa; Arthropoda; Insecta; Hymenoptera; Trichogrammatidae
Gene: Coq5
Product: 2-methoxy-6-polyprenyl-1,4-benzoquinol methylase, mitochondrial
Exons: 5
Coding region: 551-1441 (296 amino acids)
Biological process (GO): ubiquinone biosynthetic process
Molecular function (GO): methyltransferase activity
Source: RefSeq, a predicted model, not a curated record